Molecule: messenger RNA, 3654 nt
Organism: Vigna angularis (adzuki bean)
Lineage: Eukaryota; Viridiplantae; Streptophyta; Magnoliopsida; Fabales; Fabaceae
Product: pentatricopeptide repeat-containing protein At2g17140
Exons: 3
Coding region: 80-2740 (886 amino acids)
Molecular function (GO): protein binding
Source: RefSeq, a predicted model, not a curated record
CAGAAAAGAAGAGUCAGAAGCCGUGUUCUUCUUCUGCGAGUUUGGGAUACUGUUUCUGGAAAAGCAAACAAAUAAUAGAAUGGAGUUAAGGAGGAAGGUGAUGGAAGGUGUUCUUAAGAACAGCAAGAAUCCAAAAUUGGCGUGGCAAUUGGUGAAGCGCGUUAUGUCUUCCCCUUCCUCUGCCUCUUCCUUCGCCGAUCACACUCAGCACCUUGUCACCAUCACAACACGCAUCCUUGCAGGGGCCAACAUGCACCUUCAACUCCACGACCUCCACAAACUCCUCCUAGCCUCUCAGCCGCACCACAUUGCGCAGCCUUCCAUCCUUUCCAUGGUCCGAAUCCUCGCCCAAUGGGGUCACAUCCACGAGGCCCUCACACACUUCAAAUCCCUUAGAGCUCAAUUCCCCUCAUCCCCUCCCUCCAUCUCCUUCUACAACCUCCUCCUCCGCUCCUCCAUCCAACACAGCCUCCCCAACCUCGUCACGUGGCUGUACACUGACAUGAUCGCCGCACGUGUCACCCCUCAGACCUACACCUUCAACCUCCUCAUCCAGUCUCUCUGCGACUCUCGCGCCUUCGACCACGCCAUCCAACUGUUCGACAAAAUGUCCCAAAAAGGAUGCCACCCGAACGAGUUCACUCUUGGGAUUCUGGUCCGUGGCUUGUGCCGCGCUGGUCGCGUCAAACAAGCCUUGGAGCUUGUUAACAAUAGUUAUAGCAAUAGCAAUGGCAAUGACAAUAACAGUUCGUGUCGUAUUGCUAACAGGGUCGUGUACAAUACUCUUGUUUCUGCAUUUUGUAAAGAGGAGCUAAAUGAUGAAGCUGAGAAACUUGUUGAGAGGAUGAGCGAGGUAGGGUUGUUGCCUGAUGUUGUUACUUUUAAUUCGAGGAUUUCUGCGCUUUGUAGAGCUGGAAAGGUUCUUGAGGCAUCGAGGAUUUUCAGAGAUAUGCAGAUGGAUGUGGAAUUGGGGCUUCCUAGACCCAAUGUUGUAACUUAUAAUUUGAUGCUUAAGGGGUUCUGUAAGCAUGGGAUGAUCGAGGGUGCAAGGGGUUUGGUUGACACCAUGAAGAAAGCUGGGAAUUUUGUCUCUCUGGAAAGUUAUAACAUAUGGUUGUUGGGUUUGCUCAGGAAUGGGGAGCUAUUGGAGGCUCGGUUAGUACUUGAUGAAAUGGCGGCAAAAGGCAUUGAACCGAAUGCUUACACAUAUAACAUUAUGGUGGAUGGGUUAUGCAGAAACCAUAUGCUGUCAGAUGCAAGAGGGCUGAUGGAUGUGAUGAUGAGCAAUGGGGUUUACCCGGAUACAGUUACUUAUAGUACACUCCUGCAUGGAUACUGCAGUAAAGGGAAGGUUUUUGAAGCUAAACGUGUUCUUCAUGAAAUGAUAAAGAAUGGCUGUCAGCCGAAUACUUAUACCUGCAACACGUUGCUGCAUAGCCUGUGGAAAAAGGGCAGAACGCAAGAGGCAGAGGAAAUGCUGCAAAAGAUGAAUGAAAAAUCCUAUCAACCGGAUACUGUAACCUGCAAUAUUGUGGUCAAUGGUCUCUCUAGAAAUGGAGAAUUGGAAAAGGCAAUGGAAAUUGUAAGUGAGAUGUGGACUAAUGGACCAACAUCCCUUGAUAAAGGAAACACAUUUGCCACUCUAAUUAAUUCAAUCACUAAUGUAUCAAACUGCUUGCCUGAUGGAAUCACAUACACAACUUUAAUUAAUGGACUUUGCAAAGCUGGGAGGCUAGAGGAAGCCAAAAAAAAGUUUAUUGAAAUGUUGGCAAAAAACUUGCACCCUGAUUCUGUAACUUAUGAUACAUUCAUAUGGAGUUUCUGUAAACAAGGGAAGAUAUCAUCGGCUUUUCGUGUCUUGAAGGAUAUGGAGAGAAAUGGUUGUAGCAAGACUCUUCAAACUUAUAAUGCCUUGAUCCUGGGUUUAGGAAGUAAAAAGCAAAUAUUUGAAAUAUAUGGAUUGAUGGAUGAGAUGAAAGAAAAAGGGAUAAGUCCAGAUAUUUUCACUUAUAAUAAUAUAAUCAGUUGCCUUUGCGAAGGAGGAAAAGCAAAUGAUGCCAUUUCGCUUUUACAUGAAAUGUUGGAUAAGGGCAUAUCUCCUAAUAUAUCUUCAUUCAAAAUAUUGAUUAAAGCCCUCUGCAAGUGUAGUGAUUUUAAAGUAGCUUGUGAACUAUUUGAGGUAGCUUUGAGUAUAUGCGGCCACAAAGAAGCCCUGUACAGUUUGUUGUUCAAUGAAUUACUAGCUGGAGGACAACUCUCUGAUGCAAAGGAGCUAUUUGAAGCUUCGUUAGAUAGAUAUCUCACAUUGAAGAAUUUCAUGUAUAAAGAUUUGAUUGAAAGACUUUGCCAGGAUGAAAGGUUAGCAGAUGCUAGUAGCCUUCUUCAUAAACUGAUUGAUAAGGGAUAUGGAUUCGAUCAUGCAUCAUUCAUGCCAGUGAUUGAUGGCUUAAGUAAAAGAGGAAACAAACAGAAAGCGGAUGAACUAGCAAAGAGGAUGAUGGAAUUGGCAUUAGAAGAUAGACCUGUCGAUAGGACUUAUCAAAACAAAAACAGAGUCAUUCCUGGAAAACUACAUAACGAUGGAGGAAGUGACUGGAAGGAUAUAGUUAACAGGGAUGGCGGCACUGGAAUUGCACUGAAAACUCUUAAGCGUGUGCAGAAAGGCUGGGGUCAAGGAAGUAUAUCUAGUUUGCAGUCUCAGCCAAAUGAUUUUCUUGAUUACUAUGAUGGCAGUGGUUAAUUAUUUGUUUCUGUUGGGGAACUUUCAACCCUUCCCUAAGUUUGAUUCUCGAAGGUGGAACAAGAGGAGCAGCAGAUCAUAGAACGUAAAGGUUUGGGGUUGGAAAUAUUGAAGACCUCUCUGUAAGCAAAGGUUUUCAAUCAAAUAUGUAUUCCUUUCAAUGCCAAGUAUACACACCACAGAAAGUAAUUCAAAACUCAUUUUACGAGUUGUACAAACAUUGGUGUAUACUUUUUCCCUUUGUAUAUAUGUGGAAUAUAUAUUGAUUUAAUGGAAAGUGAACAGAAAGGCCGUCAGAUAAUUGGUCUGAAGGAGUAGUUGAACAUCUCUUUAGCAAGCCUCUUAGGCUUUCUUCUUUUCGCAUCUUGAUGCUUGGGAAUCUCCUGACCUUUAAAAGGACAGCAGGUUGGAUUACAUUUGAGGAUUGGGAUAAUUCCUUGUUCCUGGAUGCCAAGGGAAGGCAGAUGUUUACCUAUGAUGCAGAAUGUUCAGAAUCUGAAAGAAUUUUCUAGGCAAUUGGUCAGGGUUUGAUGUGGCUAAAAUGCUUUUCUGCUGGUGAAUGAAUAUCCAGUUAAGGAUAUUCUCAAGUCUCUUAUCUUCAAACAGAUUGUGCACGUGCCUCAACUUACGCAUAUGAACACCUCAAUGGCUAUCAAGGAAGCAAUUGUGUUCCUUAAUGUAGGAAAUGGAGAUACAAUAUAGGGACAAACAGUGAUGGAUCAACAACAUGUAUAUAUCCUUUGGGACUCAAAAAAGUGGCUUGAUUCCCCAUCAAAAACAGAAGUCCUAUAGGUUGAUGAUUCUAAUAUGGAGAGAUCAUAGCAGGACCAUCAUGUAUACAAGUUUUAUAUUGUUUUCUUGUGUCGAACCUGUUGCAUUUGCAUUUGCAUUUUAUUUUAUUUUUCAUAUAACUU